UCUUCGAAAGAUUCUGAUUUGAAGAUGCUGACAGUGGUGGAAUAUGAACGUUAAAACUUGGUAUAGGAGCAUUGUAUGUCUCCGUUGAUAACUAUGGAUUGAUUUAAUGCUUUAUGUUUUAAUCGUGUUCGGUCGUAACGUCUCCGGCGGAACUGACUGCAGAUCAGAUCAGCUGGGUUAGCUUUACCCGGGAGCCUUGAAUCUUGUGUUUGGAGCAACAGACUAAAGUUAGAGAUGGACUGAAGAUGAAACAGUUUGGAGCAGAAACCAUGGACUCCAGUGGCUUUGUGGGUGACUUUCUGUCUCCUGAGUCAACAGUGACCUCCCUGCUGUCGAGGUCAGGUCACCUGAGGAGCAGCCUGCUGCCUCCUCAACACAACGCCUCCUUCACAUACAGAGACAAGAACUAUGAGUCAGCCUCGGCAGCGUUGGACGCCUACAUCACAGACUUUGAGAGGAGUCAUCAGAAAAGAGAGUCAUUGACAGGAAAGUUGGUUCUACCACAGAGUCUGCCGCCCACGCCCAACAGACCCAGAGUGAGCACGCUCAGAAACAAAGACGUCCUCAGGGAGCGCUUGACCGACAGGGAACUGGACUUCCUGAACCUCCCGGUCAGCUCACUCCAUCACCGUGGCAACCGAGACAGACUCUCCAUGACAACAGAUGAGCUGCUGUCUAUCCCUUAUGAUGGAUCGAUGCCCAUCACUCACACCUCAGCCUUCAUCCAAGGUCUCCUGUCCCAGUCUGGAAGCUGUCAGCCCUGCUCCUCUUCUUCCAGACCAGCACAUGGAGCUUGGGACAGACUCAGCAGCAGGAACACUGCGCCCCAACUGAACCACCAGCCUCCUAAUCCAAGCAGGACGCCCAGGAGCUCCAGGUACAGAGGAACACCCGGGGCAGCCAUGUUGGAUCCAGAUGUUGACAUCUCCUCAGUCGGUUGCAACAGACAGUCAGCACACAGAGCAGCCAGGUCAGAUUGGGCAGAUCCUUCUUCGUCCCUCCACCUCCCUCGCUGGUUCACCAGUAACAGGUCUGACAUGGACUGUUCUGGGAUCACCAGCGUGCCAGACCUGAAGUACCCCGCCUGGAUCCAGCGCUGUGAUCUCAGCGAGCCGCAGCCAGAGCUGUGGGAAGACCACGCUGCAGCUCUCAGAUGUGGAGCUCCAUCCUGGGUAGCAGAGCUGGAGGAUGAUGAUCCCCACCAGACAUCUGCACAGGUUGACAGCCAGCAGACGCUCAGAGAGCUCCGGCUUCAGUUUUCUGAACAGAUUUCUCUCCUGGCUGCAGAGAGAAACAGCUCUGAUAUCGUGGAAACUCAGUUCAGAGACCACAGGAUUGAGUCUCUGAUCCAGAAGGCGGACCAGGUCUUGAACCGUCUGUCUCAGAGUUCUGGAGGAGGUCAGAGUCCUGUAGGUCCAGCCAGUCUUACUGAUCGUUUCGAAGAAGCCGUCAGUACAGUGAGCACCGAGGAGCUGCUGCUGCGUUCUUCCUCACACUGUCGUCCAUUCACUCGGGACCUGGCAGCAGCAGCAGCAGCAGCAGGUAGCUUCACAGAGGUUCUGAGUGACAGAGGAGCUCAGGCUCAGGGCUCGUGUCUCCAGCAGCCCGGUCCAGUGGAGGCUCUGAAACAGAUGCUGUUCAGGCUGCAGGCGGUGGAGGCGGAGCUUCAGCGACGGCAGCAGGCGUCAGGAGCUGCACCUUCAGCUGACGGGAGGCAAACAGAGGAAGCUCCAGUCAAGCAGAGUCCUGAAGGUGAAGCAGAGCUGGAGAGUUUUUCAGGUGGACCCUCAUUACAGAGAGCGAUGCAUCACCUGAGCCGUCUGAAGGUGCUGGUGGAAGAACCCAGAGAGAAACACACAGAGGAAGAAGCGAAGGAUGAGGAUGAAGGACACUACUCGUCCUCGUCUGCUGAUGGACUCGUCUGCAAUCAGCAGAAACUCUCCUGAAGCUGCAGGCCUGUUCACCACAGCAAGGGACUCACUGUCACAUCCAGGAGACAGCACAUCAUUCUGCUCUGGAUGUGUAUUUGAGAUGAAAAGGUGCAAUUUCUCUAAACGCCAACACAGUACGGAGCCCACACCAUGGAGUAAGUGUUACAAUGAAGGCAAAAAACUGAAAUUAGCUAAAGUUGUCUGUAGUGACCUGAUUGCUACUCGAAAAAGAUGCCACUAGUAUGAUGAGGUCAUGUUUAUAGUGUUUUACGAGCACAAAUGAAAUGUCCAGUUUCCGUAUAUCAAUUAACUCAGUUUAUUGUAAUGUUUCCAAACAAAGGUAUACUUUGUUCUUAAACAAAUAAAGUUAUAUUUCCAACUUAUACAUCAUAUUUCUGCGGUCAAAAAACUGUGUGCCUCUCGGGCAUCUCACAACAAUCAGUCAUACAGCGGUGCCUUAUAUUAACUCAUGACAUCAGAACCCAUAAUGAGCUCUCUUCUCCACCCGGUGGAAGGAGGCACAAACAAACAAAUAAACAAUCAAAGCAAAAUGGUUCUUACAAUUGUUCAUUAAGUGAACAUUUUGUAAUAAUAUCAAACAACUUCCCAAAAGCUCAGAGUUAGAUGAGUUUCAACAGCUCUAUGCUAAGCCAUUAAAUGAACUCAUUUUUUAAACUGCAACAUGGAAAUCAGAUAGCUACAGAGAUAUAAAAGGGAUUAGUUUGGGAUUUGGACAUUAAGUUGUAUGAAAUAUGCAGAGCUAUUGGCUUACUUUUUGAGCUUUUUACACCACUCAUUCCACCACAAAACAACGAUCCUCCUGCAUAUCAGGAACCAGUUUUCGGUGGGGUCACGGUGGCGCAGUUGGUAGCGCUCUCGCCUCACAGCUAGAAGGUCCUGUGUUCGAUUCCCGCCAGGACGCUGUGGGCGUUGGAGGCAUGUCCCCAGCUCCAUGUGUCCGGUGUCCGUAGCGCUGGUCGGUGUCGGCAAAAGGGCCUUCUGUGUCGGUCGGGGCGCCUGAUCCACAUGUAUCAGAGGAAGCAUCCAGUUCAGGGCUCUCCCCAGACCAACAGGGAAGAACGCCCAGGAUCACGAUAGGAAAAACUGGGUGAUGAAUAAAAUGGGUUACAAAAAAUCGUGGGAUAAAAAAAUUUGAAAAAAAAAAGAAACCAGUUUCACCACCGGCUGACCCUGCCGGAACUAUCUAUUCUACAAUCAGGACCGGCUUACACUCUGCACUCUACACUACUCGAAAGUAUUUCAUACAACUUAAUUUCCAAGUCACCUGCUUCCAGUCUUUGUGCCAAACACAUAACAGGGAUAAGCUUUAUUCUUAUCUAGUUAUGUGGAAGAAAGAAAUAGUGAGUACAGUGAGUUUUUUAAGUAGCAGAUGAGAAUGAAGUUCUGCUACAAUGUUAAUGCCCAGCAGUCCGAACCUGCUGCAAGCGUCUGCUUAUUGUUCGAACAUAGGUCGGUAUGUGAAUGUGCCAAAAUGAGAUGAGAUGUCCAGUUGUCUGUUACUGCACUGAAAUUCAAGCAAACAUGCAAUACAGGUACAUCUCAAUAAAUUAGAAUAUCAUAGAAAAGUUUAUUUAUGUCAGUAAUUCAAUUCAAAAAGUAGAAAUAACACUUUAUAUAGAUCCAUUACACACAGAAUGAAACAUUUCAUGUCCUAAUAUAUUUAAUUCAGUGUCUCAAAGAAAAGUAAUAUUCCAAAAGACCAAUUUUAAUAAGUAUGUUUAACCCAUUUAGGCCUAAAACACGCCUGGAAAAAAACGCCUGGAAAACCUAUGGGCCAUUUUAAAAUAACCCCCGAAAACCUGAAGUUUUUCUGGAAAUUCAACAGAAGUGUUAACGCUUCCUUCUAAAUAAUAGAUUUUUCAGCCUCUGUAGCAUAUAGAAAUGAAAUUCAAAAAGUAUUUGAGAGCUUAUAGCUGUUAUAUCUGAGCUCCCUCCGCUAUAGUCGUCUUCCGCCAUGAUUUCAGUUCUGGAAAAGUCCCAUGUUGCAUUGCGACACUCCCACAUGUAUUCUGAUGCAUUUCAUUGGCCAAGAGACCAAAAAUAGGUGGAAAAAAACUACAAAUACUACAAAACGACGUAUUCGCUUUCCCGGCUUUAAUGGUAGAAAUGUGGUAAUGCUUUCCCGCCUUAAAUGGCCUCUGAAAAGUAUGUCCAUCUAUAUGACUCAAUACUUGGUUGGGGCUGUUUGACUUGAACUGCUGGAAAUGAACUUUUCUAUGAUAUUCUAAUGUAUUGAGAUGCACCAGUAUACUAAACCUAACCUGCUUUAUUUAUAAUGCUAAAUGUUACAUGCUCAAGUUCAGCAUAUCCCCACUCUAAAAACCUAAAUGUUACAUCACAUGCAUAUAUUUAUUAAGGCAAAGUUCUCUAUGUAACACUGAUGUAAUGUAAUAAGAUGAUUUUUGUAAAUGUAAAAAAUGCUUAGGGAAAUGUAGUUAUUGUCCUGGUGCCAAUAUUUAAAGUUUACAAACAGUACCCAGGCCUACUGCUUAGCACAUUAUCACUCCGCUUUUAGCUCAAAGCAGAGCUGGGACGGAGCACAGAUUAGUAGUGAUGUG
This is a messenger RNA of Centropristis striata (black sea bass), 4510 nucleotides long. RefSeq names its product chromosome 19 C18orf54 homolog (gene c19h18orf54). The record is from RefSeq and is a predicted model, not a curated record. NCBI's taxonomy places the organism in Eukaryota, Metazoa, Chordata, Actinopteri, Perciformes, Serranidae. Bases 246 to 1946 code for a protein of 566 amino acids. The transcript is spliced from 15 exons.